UGCAGAAUUCCUAUUGUUUGUACCACCCUGUGUAGCCUCUUCCCGAUCGCUCCGACAUUUCGAUGACAGAUCGUGGCGUGCUGGUGUCAGAAUACUUUAUCGUAUGCAGUGAACAAACUCGUCUUUUCGUUCAAUCCACAGUGCAUUUCUCCCAUUGCUUUGAUUUGGCUUCAAAUACGUUGGUGGUGCUAGUGUACCAUUGUACAUCUACCCAUGACUACAACAGCUAAGAUACCGCCGAUCUCCAUGAGUAAGCUUUAUGUAGGGAAUCUGCCCAACGAGACCAGCGAAACCUCUCUUAGGCAGUUGUUCCUAGAGCAGAAUCUCUCCUGUACCAGCAUUCUUGUAAAAAGAGGUGGCUAUGCCUUCGUCGACUGUCCAGACCAGUCGUCGGCAGACCGCGCGAUCGACAAGCUCAACGGCUUCAACUUCAACGGCUCAGCGCUGGUGGUGGAGCCAUCAGUAGCGUCGGGCAAGAAGAAACUGUAUCCAGGGGGAGGGGGUUACACCCACGACCACCCACCCACACUGCCCGUCACUGCCACGGCCAGUGGCGGCUGGAUGAGGGCGGGUGCUUGAGCGCUAGCGGGGAUAAACACGCCACCGCUUUAGUUGCAAGUUUAAGUGUGUGUGUGUUUUUCAUCAGCUGUAUAGUGAUUGCAUCGAAUAAAAUAUUAAAUGGGUGACAGUACUGACGUAGUUGCAUCACUUCCCUGAUGGAAUGUUCACACUUAUGCGUUUCUCGUUGC
Molecule: messenger RNA, 749 nt
Organism: Acanthoscelides obtectus
Lineage: Eukaryota; Metazoa; Arthropoda; Insecta; Coleoptera; Chrysomelidae
Source: the annotation of a GenBank genome assembly